Penicillium daleae is the source of this 798-nucleotide messenger RNA. RefSeq names its product MBL fold metallo-hydrolase. The coding region runs from base 1 to 798 and encodes 265 amino acids. The record is from RefSeq and is a predicted model, not a curated record. NCBI's taxonomy places the organism in Eukaryota, Fungi, Ascomycota, Eurotiomycetes, Eurotiales, Aspergillaceae. The transcript has a single exon.
AUGGCCCCAAGUCUCCAAGUCACCCACAUCGGCACCGCCACUGCGAUCCUAGACAUCAAUGGCGUCAACUUCCUCACCGAUCCCUUCUUUUCCCCGGCGGGCUCCUCGUGGUCCAAUGGCCCUAUUACUCUCACAGUAUCCGAUGAUCCUGCCUUGAAACUCGACCAGUUGCCCGUGAUUGAUGCGGUGUUACUGAGCCACGAAGACCAUUUCGAUAACCUGGACGACCUUGGCCGCCAACUACUCAAUGGCCGCCGCGUUUUUACCACUGUCGAUGGUGCCAAGAAUCUGGCUCCUCGCCCUGCAGUUCACGGUAUGCAGCCUUGGGAAACAAUCAACGCGACUAUUGCCGGAAAGAAAUUUCAAGUCAUAGCCACCCCAACCCAGCACGUUCCGGGAAUGGAAUGUACCGGAUUCAUCGUGACCGGAGAAGACUUCGGUCAUGGUCGAGACGGCCUGCCCAACGCAAUCUACUUCACUGGCGAUACAGUGUACAUUGAGGAGCUUAAAGACAUUGUCAAUCGGUAUCACGUCAAGGCGGCUGUGAUGAAUCUGGGCAAUGCGCAUGUGCCAAACUUUGCCGAUCUGAGUGCGCCCCCAAUUCAGGCCACAAUGGACGGCAAGUCUGCGGCUCGACUUUUCCGCGAAAUCAAAGCUGAUGUUUUGAUCCCAAUGCAUUACGAGUCUUGGGGACAUUUCACUCAAUUCGGGGCAGAGCUGCGGGGGGCCUUUGAGGAGGAGGGUAUCAGUGACAAGAUUUGUUGGCUGAAGCCUGGAGAGAAGGUCAUAGUUUUCUAG